Molecule: messenger RNA, 3716 nt
Organism: Gekko japonicus
Lineage: Eukaryota; Metazoa; Chordata; Lepidosauria; Squamata; Gekkonidae
Gene: GHR
Product: growth hormone receptor
Exons: 9
Coding region: 290-2113 (607 amino acids)
Biological process (GO): positive regulation of peptidyl-tyrosine phosphorylation; positive regulation of receptor signaling pathway via JAK-STAT; cytokine-mediated signaling pathway
Cellular component (GO): membrane; external side of plasma membrane; cytosol
Molecular function (GO): growth hormone receptor activity; peptide hormone binding; growth factor binding
Source: RefSeq, a predicted model, not a curated record
CGCCUGGGGCUGCCACUCGCGCCAGCUCUCUCCAGGAGCCGGGCGCUUUCGAGCUAUCCAGUGGGGCGCAGCAGCUGCAGCGGCCAUGGAGAGGAGAAGAGGCGGCGGCGGCGACAAGUGAGCUCCCAGCGCCCGGACCGAGCCAAGCUUCGUCUGGGGGGGCGCAGCCAGGGGCGUAGCUGUUGUCCCAGACCUUCAGGCACGCUGGCCGGAGCGCCGCGCCGAGGCAGAGGGAGCCAGACCCGCCGUCCUGCUCCUCGCCGGAAAAGCAGUUGUGGAAUCCAGAAGUAUGGAUCUUUGGCCGUUGCUGUUUACUUUGGCACUGGUGUCUGCAAACAAAUCUCUUUCCACAAGUGUGGAAAGACCGCAUAUCAUCAAGUGCAGAUCACCUGAAAUGGAAACAUUUUCUUGUUACUGGAACAACGGUGAUUUUCACAGUUUGACGGCCCCAGAAAACAUUCAACUGAUGUAUAAAAAAAGGCUAAGUGAAUGGAAAGAAUGUCCUGAUUAUAUAACUGCCGGUGAAAACAGCUGUUACUUCAACACAACGUACACCUCUAUUUGGGUUCCUUAUUGUAUCAAGCUAAUAAGUGGAAAUCAAACAUAUGAUGAAAAAAAUGUAAACGUUGAAGACAUAGUAAUCCCUGACCCUCCCAUUGGACUCAACUGGAGUAUACUAAACACAAGCCCAACAGGUGUCUACACAGAUAUUGAAGUCACUUGGGAGCCUCCACCUUCCGCAGAUGUUAAAAAAGGAUGGGUCACUCUGAAGUAUCAGCUGCAGUACAAAGACGUCAAUGGGACAAAAUGGAAUGAGCCGGAGACACCGGUCUUGGCAACAAAACUUCCUGUGUACGCUCUGAAGACUUGCCAUGACUAUGAGAUACGAAUCCGAGCAAAAGGACCGUCUGAUAUCUACGGAGAGUUCAGUGAAAUACUUUAUGUGUCUUUUGGUGCAAUGGGCCUGGUGCCAUGCGAUGAAGAAUUUCAGGUCCCUUGGUCUUUGGUGAUAGCCUUUGGAACCCUUGGUGUGAUGGUGAUGCUAUCGCUUAUCCUCUUUUCCAAACAGCAGAAGUUAAAGAUACUGAUCCUUCCUCCUGUUCCAGUCCCCAAAAUUAAAGGGAUUGAUCCAGACCUCUUAAAGAAAGGAAAACUUGAUGAAGUCAAUUCCAUCCUCGCCUGUCAUGGUAGUUACUUACCACCACUGUAUGGCAAUGACUCUUGGGUUGAAUUCAUUGAGCUGGAUAUAGAUGAUGCUGAAGAGAGAACUGGAGGGUCGGAUACUGACAGGCUUCUUGGUGACGACCACCUGAAGUCUCAUAGCUGUCUUGGAGUGAGGGACGAUGAUUCUGGGCGGGCCAGCUGCUGUGAGCCAGAUAUCCCAGAGACCGAUUUCAGCGCAAGUGAUACAUGCGAUGGUACCUCGGACAUUGGUCAGUCCAAAAAGGCAAACGAAAAAGAAGAGGAUCUCUUGUGCCUUGAUCAAAAAGACGGCAAGAAGGACAACUCGAAUACUCAGCCACCAUCUGAUAAUUCACCAGAAGACCAGCAACCAAAAACCCAGGUUUAUAACAGCACUGAGGUAACCAGCCCUCCUGUCCGAACCCAGCUAAGCAACCAGAGUUCAGUCGCAAACAUUGACUUUUACACGCAAGUCAGUGACAUUACGCCAGGAGGAAGUGUUGUACUUUCUCCAGGGCAAAAAAUGAAGAUGGGGAAACCCCUGAGUGAGGUUCAGAAAGAACCCACUGUGCAGUGCCAGCCAAAUUUUGCCAUGGACAGUGCCUAUUUCUGUGAGUUGGAUGUGAAAAAAUGUAUCACUGUGACGCCUCAAGAAGGGGCUGAGCCAGAAGCUCCAGAGCAGAGCUUUCCUGAGGGUGCUUACUUCGCCACAGAGAGCCUUACCACUAAUGCUGUGAACACCACCACAGCAGCAGUGGAAGAAGACGCCGAAAGUUCUGACAUGCCUGUGGCGGACUAUACCUCCAUUCACGUGGUACAAUCUCCACAGGGCCUUGUGCUCAAUGCUACAGCCCUCCCUGUGCCAGACAAAGAAUUCUUCUUAUCGUGUGGCUAUGUGAGCACAGACCAACUGAACAAAAUCCUGCCAUAGCUUUCAUGUGAAAAAUGGUGUGACACCCCCCUCCCAAAUGCCUCCAUGGGGUUCCAAUGCACAUGUGGAGCUUUUCGAAAAAAGGGGCUCCCUGAUUCAUUUCAUUGCCACGGAAUACUUUCCGUAAUUGCAAAGCGUUCCUUAAUACUGAAAUGAAUGGUCAUGUUUAUGGGGAGCUCCAUGUAUGUGUCGGAGCCCCUGCAUGCACACUGGAGCCUUUGAAUCGGGACAUAUAUAUAUCUCCGUAUAUUUAAGUGGCAUAGAGUUGACUUGGGCUUGUAUGCUUAAACCAAAACAAAUGUGCUCAAUAUUUUCAAAGGGAGAGGGAGGACGUAGCCCCUUCCUUUUUAUUCUGAGAUGUUGAAUCAGUCACAGUAUUGCUGCCGUAUUUUGUAAAUAUCGUCUUUUGAAAUGUUGCAGAGGCUGGUUUCAGUAGCAGUGACCGUCUUUUGUUAUUGUCGGUGUCGGUUUGGGGUCGUUCUCAAGAAACUGGAUGGCUUUGUUAUGUACCAUAAACCGUCUUUGUUCGAAAAGCUAAUAGCAGGUGGUUUUUGAAGUCUGAAUAUUCGAUGUGAAAUCGCAUCACACGCCAAGAUGUUUAUACUGGGAGCUGAAGAAAAUAUGUAGGAAAUCAAAAAUAGUUUCAAUAAAUACAUUUAUUUUGAUUUAUAUAAAUAUACCUAUUUUAAUACUUUAGACAAGCAGGCAUGGAUAUUUUAUAUGCACACUGCACACUGUAGUUUAAUUAUAAUGACCCAUCUCUAGAAUGUACAUGCUUGCAGUCAUUGCUGCAAUUUCGAGAAGAAUAUAAGGGAAAGAAGUAUUUUUUACAAAACGUUUUUAUACCUCCACAAAAUUUACAGAGCAUUCUCAGUGUCAAGUUGCUACAAUACUUUAUUGGAACCUAUUUGAUUCUUGAAAUACUAUCCGUGCUUCUGUGCUUUAGAGCAAAAUGCAGUAAGUACAAAACAGAGACUUUCUGUCACCAGGGUUUUUUUGCCCCAGCAACCAUCAUUACACAAUUUGUAUAGCAGCAAGAACUAAAAUGGAUUUGGACAUCUUCAGGACCACAACUACACUUUUAUGGAAAGUUUUGAAGCACACAAGAAGCAGCACGGGUGACUUAACAACAACUGUACUUCACAUCAGAUUCUGAGGUUCUUGACUCAGAAAACGACUCUGAGUUAAAGCCGAGUCAGGGCUCCAGAAUGUGUGUAAAGCUCACGCUCUGAAUCAAAGUGAAGUUAUGGAAAUCAGUAUAAUAUUGUUAACAAUGCACAUUUCUUUUUUUCUUUUCUUUCUGCGUAUUCUGCAUAUGUAGAGAGGCUUUUAAGUAGUGUGGCUUAAGUCUUAUUUACAUGGAUGUUUUCUCGAGGUACGCCUUAACAGUCUUCAGUCUCAAAUUUUGUUUACAUAGGUAAGGGUUAAAUAAUGUAAAUAACAUAAAUGAAUUCGAUUCAACCCAAAGGCCUGUUUCUGGCAUACAUGCCAUGCUUAGUUUCUUCAGUGGUCAUCUAGGCAAGUAUUAGGACCAGGGCCAGAGCCAGUUUGGUGUAGUGGUUAAGUGUGUGGACUCUAAUCUGGGAUAACCGGGUUUGAUUCC